Humulus lupulus (European hop) is the source of this 1213-nucleotide messenger RNA. RefSeq names its product GDT1-like protein 5. The record is from RefSeq and is a predicted model, not a curated record. Gene Ontology annotation, biological process: calcium ion transmembrane transport; Golgi calcium ion transport; manganese ion transmembrane transport. Gene Ontology annotation, cellular component: Golgi apparatus. Gene Ontology annotation, molecular function: calcium ion transmembrane transporter activity; manganese ion transmembrane transporter activity. The transcript has 13 exons. The coding region runs from base 245 to 934 and encodes 229 amino acids. NCBI's taxonomy places the organism in Eukaryota, Viridiplantae, Streptophyta, Magnoliopsida, Rosales, Cannabaceae.
AAUAUACCCCCUUUUACUACGUUACGUUCGUCUCCAGAUUCUAGACUGGUGCUUCCUUCUUUUUUUUUCCUCUCCCCACAAUCGAGUUGUAAACGUCAACGACUCGGACCGAGUCAGAGAACUCGAUUCACUGUAUUUAGCGAAAUACGGGGACGGAGUCGGAGAAUCUCAUACUCUGACGCUGUCCUGGUCUUUGCGGCCAUUGAGGAACUCUUGAGAUUAUUUUUUUCCUUCUUCAGCGAAAAUGAGCUCAGUCGUGCAGGGUUUCACCAAGUCACUCGCUAUGACUGUGCUCUCCGAGAUCGGCGACAAGACUUUCUUCGCCGCCGCCAUCCUAGCCAUGCGCCACCCAAGGAGGCUUGUUUUGACAGGCUGCCUUUCGGCUUUAGUUGUCAUGACUAUUCUUUCUGCUGUGGUUGGCUGGGCUGCUCCUAACCUGAUCUCUCGUAAGCUGACUCAUCAUGUAACGACACUGUUGUUUUUUGGGUUUGGCCUGUGGUCUUUAUGGGAUGCCUUCACUGGGGAAGGAGAAGCUGAAGACUUGGCAGAAGUUGAAGCAAAAUUGGAUGCUGAUUUUAAGGCCAACUCAGGAACUGCCAAGACUAAUAGUAAGGAUGUUGACGAAAAGAAAAAGCAGAAACGGCCGUUUCUCACACAAUUCUUUUCACCAAUUCUUUUGAAGGCAUUUUCAAUUACUUUUUUUGGUGAAUGGGGUGACAAGAGUCAGCUAGCUACAAUUGGUUUAGCUGCAGACGAAAACCCAAUUGGUGUGGUACUUGGUGGAAUUUUAGGACAAGCUUUAUGUACCACUGCUGCCGUCCUUGGUGGAAAGAGUUUAGCAUCUCAGAUAUCUGAGAAAAUAGUUGCUCUAUCUGGUGGGGUUCUUUUCAUUGUUUUUGGAUUACAAUCAUUCCUAUCACCAAUGGAUUCAUGAUCCUGCUAAUGGGAUUUCCUGGAUGAUUUGUUGAACUAAGGAAAAUGCACCUAAAAGGAACAAUGUUAAAGAGUUCCUGGGGUCAUGUACUGUUUGGUGCUUUUUAUUAUUUAGUGGAGCAAUGACCCGGGCUUCCAAUUUCAAUGAUCUUGUGUUUACAAGGACAAACUUUUAUGCCCUUGCUGGCAUCCUGGGCAUCACUCAUCAGAUGUUGCUUUUGCCAUGAGCUAUAUUUGAUGCUAAUAAUUAAUUAAUUCCAUUGGUAUAUUUUAUAGACUA